AUCUGUGAUAAAGUCGAAAAAUGAAAAAUCAAGUGGGUACGUCGCCAUUGAUAAUCUUGAUGAAAUAUUUCUUUAAAUAUGAAAUUAUGAGCGUUUAUUAUUGAACGCUCGUUUUAUUUGUUAGACGAUAAGUAAUAAUAAUUCGAUGAAAAGCUGUUUCGUGAUUUGUAUUGCGUGAAUUAUCGAGUGUACUUCUCAAAAAAGUUGAUCGACCUUGCCUAAAGAUGAUUACGGUCGAUACAAUUUUGAAAGAUUUUCAUGAUCUCAGUAAUCUAGAAAACCUUUGCAGAAUGUGCGGUAAAAAUCAAUCAUCAUUCACUCCUAUUUUCGAUGAAACUAAUCGCUACAAUUACUAUAGAGUUAUCCAACAGCACUUCAGGGAUGAUCUUCCGGUAUCUAAGACAGAUAUAUUACCACUGAAGAUGUGUGCCAAGUGUCUUAAAUUGAUGAUGUCAUGGCACGAAUUUUAUCUUGAAUGCAUGAAAGUUGAGAAAAAAUUCAAGCGACUGAUAGACAAGUUUAGUUUGACCCAAGAUCCAGAAAAAAGAAUACCGGCAAUUGUAAACGAUGUUGAAGUGAUCGAAGUCAGCGUUGAUGAUGAAACUUACGAUUUUUUCAAUGAAAACACCGGUGAAUUUGAUAUCUCGAACGUCAACAUCAAAGAAUCCACGUCUUUCGUCGAUACCAAUGAUUUAUCACAUUUCGAUGAUUUAAACGAUUCGAGUAGUUCUGGUCACGAAAAUAACGAAAAUAAAACGACUAAAACGGCUGAAACAACUGAAACUACUGAAACUACUGAUAAUCAUUCCGAGAGUAGAGCAACGAAAAACGAAGAGCCAAAGAAAAAGAAUAUUAAUAAAGGCCAAUCGAUAUCUCUGGGCAAACGUUCGACGGCGUCUAAAGGCCACGAUGAAGGCGGUAGCUCAGCUGCCAAACGUGCUAGAUCCAAUUCUAAGGCGGUAGGUGGUGUCGGCGGUAGCAGUGACCAUCCUGAGCAAUCAGUAGUGACGAAAAAACCGAGCGCAAUCGGUAAGACUAGGAAUUUAACUACUAAAACGUCUUCAGUUGCUAAUAAGGCUGUUAAAAUAUCUAUUGGAAGUAUUAAACCUUCGAAGAAACCGAUCAAGAAAUCCAAUACAGUGAUCACGUCGGCGGAAAAUGCCUCUAAACCGUCCGUUAAGCCUGUUGAAAUAACACUAGACGAUGAAGACGACGAUGACGUACAAGUACUGAAAAACAAACGCGAACCGGUACCGAAAGAUAAACAGGAGGAUAAAAAUAGUGACCAGGUCGACAAUAACCGCGCUAACGACGAUGACGACGACGACGAUAGUUUGUUCCAGUUGGAAUGCGAAGUGCAAAUACAUUCUCCGUCACCUAAACCAAAUGAUACUCGAAACGCAGACGAAGACGGCGAAGGCGACGGUAACGAAACCGCGACCAAUAAAGAAAAAAAGAAGCUGAUCCGGCCGCCUAAAAUGUGCGAAGUUUGCGGCAAAGUGGUGAGCGCUAAGCUGUUCAAAGAGCACAUGAUAAUGCAUAACGAUCCGGAAUCGAUGACUUGUUCGUGUUGCGAUAAACUUUUCAGCACGGUGUCGUCGCUGAAAAAGCAUUUCAUCUGGACGCAUACGUCGCUUCGACCUUUUAUGUGCGAUUUAUGCGGCAGCACGUUCAAACGCAACGAUCACCUGAAGCUGCAUCGAGAACAUUUCCACGCCAACGAAAACAGCGGAGGAACGGCGGUGAAAUGCAGCAUAUGCGGAGCUUCCGUACAAACAAUAGUGUCGUUGCAGAGCCACAUGAAACGAGUACACGGUCAAACUAAAAUCGAAUCCUACGAUAAGGAUCUCAAUCACAAGAUACUGGCGGAUAAAACUUACGAAUGCGGUAUUUGUGGCUUGAACUUCAAACAAUUCAGUUACCUUAGAAUUCAUAUAAAAUUUGUUCACGAGAAAGGCCUCCCGUGGCAUAUCAAUCAAGGCGCCAGCGGACCCUAUAAAUGCGAUCCUUGCAAUUCGACUUACGCAACGUUGCAGAGUCUACGCGAACAUAAUCGCCGACGUCACGAUGGAGCUCCGGUCGAGAAAUUCCACAAACAGUGUUCGCAUUGUGGAAUGCUGUACAGAAAUCGUCUCCAUUAUUCUAAGCAUUUGGCGAAAAUUUCCGGUAGACCGACGUGCUACGUUUGUUGGAAAGAUUUCGAUUCGGCUGAUGACUUAAAAGUGCAUAUUAAUUCGGAUCACUUGGACGAGUUACCCUUCGGAUGCGAACUUUGCGGUGUGAGAUUCGUCUACCUGACCGAAUUAAGGAACCAUAUGUAUACUCAUUCUAAAACGAAAGAGUUCAAAUGUGACGAAUGCGGUCACUCUUUUGUACGAAAAGAUUUCCUCAAGUCGCAUCAACGCCGACACAAGGGUAUUAGAAAUCAUACUUGCGAAGAAUGUAACAAGAGUUUCGUCGAGUUCUGUGAUCUAAGGAAACACAUGCAGACGCAUUCGAAAAAUAAAUCAUUCGUUCCCGUCAAAGAGGAGAAUGAGGUACUCAUCGCCUCGUAAUGAUGUAGUUAUUUCUUUUAUUUGAAUACCUACAUAUUUAUUGUAUUCGUGUUGAAUCUACGUACUUGGAAGGUUGAUUAAUUUUUGUAUGUAGAAGAGGCAUGUAUUUAUUUUUUCUGUUUCGUUUCCUAAUAGUAUUAUGAACUGUAAAUGAUGAUGAAUCCUAGUUAAUAUAUUUUGUAAAUUUCUGUUUUGUGUUCAUGUAAUGAAUAAACUGUUUCAUUUGUUAA
Molecule: messenger RNA, 2785 nt
Organism: Planococcus citri (citrus mealybug)
Lineage: Eukaryota; Metazoa; Arthropoda; Insecta; Hemiptera; Pseudococcidae
Product: zinc finger protein 91-like
Exons: 5
Coding region: 225-2555 (776 amino acids)
Biological process (GO): regulation of transcription by RNA polymerase II
Cellular component (GO): chromosome; nucleus
Molecular function (GO): chromatin insulator sequence binding; DNA-binding transcription factor activity, RNA polymerase II-specific; RNA polymerase II cis-regulatory region sequence-specific DNA binding
Source: RefSeq, a predicted model, not a curated record